Molecule: messenger RNA, 2761 nt
Organism: Trichomycterus rosablanca
Lineage: Eukaryota; Metazoa; Chordata; Actinopteri; Siluriformes; Trichomycteridae
Gene: emilin2b
Product: elastin microfibril interfacer 2b
Exons: 8
Coding region: 1-2583 (860 amino acids)
Molecular function (GO): protein binding
Source: RefSeq, a predicted model, not a curated record
AUGUUGCAGUCUGCAGCAUUUCUUCUGCUCAUCUUGCCUUUGAUUGAUGCAACUUUUCCACUAUAUAAUUUAUUCCAGGGCGCUCCAUACUACAACUCCUUUCCCCAGCAGCGGAACAAAAACUGGUGUGCAUUUGUUGUACAGAAGAAUGUGACGUGUGCUGUGCUGGAUGUGGUGGAAACUGCCCCCUGCCCUGAACAUAUGCCUCAUUGUGCUCAUGCAGGAAUAUACCGUGCACGGCCUAUGUACAAGGUGGGCUACAAGCAGGUGACCGAGAUGGAGUGGAGAUGUUGCCCAGGUUACCGUGGUCAUAACUGUAUGGAACAGAGGGAGGCUCCAUCAAGCCCUCACAUUCUUCAGAAACCAGAUCAACCUUCCAACCAGAGGACCCAACAGAGUGUCCUUGGACCAGAGGUGUCCAGUGGUUCCCAUCCUUGGGCACAACCUGGGCAAGGUGGACAAGCAAAUUCCUGGACUGAAGGUGGAGAGGCCGGUCGACAGACAGGUCAACCUGAAGGCCGUAGAGUCCGAGAGUUGGAAGAAGAAGUGCAACGUCUUUCUCUGACUGUCUAUGAUUUGCAGGCUGCCAUGACAGCUGCCAAUGCAAACCUGCGCCAAAAUUUGCAAGAAGAUGCAAGCAAGAUAGUCCUGAACGUACUUGAUAAUCUGAGACAGUCUCAGCACGCCCUGAGCGAAGGUACUGAGAGCUUUGUGCUACCUUCAGACUCAUUUCAGACCAUUUCUCCAGUCCCUGAUGAGCUUCAGGAACAGGUCACCCACCUUUCUGAUACAAUCAGCUCCAACACCAAUAGCAUUCAGGGCCUAGAGGCUAAGAUCUUGCAGCUUGAAGGCCAGGUGAAUCGGAUAACGGAGACGGCUGGCAGAACCACAGUUCCUCUCCCUUCCUCUGCCCCAGUCACUGAGUGUCAAUGUCAGGCUUACGUUGACCAAAAAAUUCAAGCCCUUCAAAUGGAGCUUCUGGAGGGAAUGGACAUUAAGAUAGCUGAUUUAAAAAAUGCUUGUGACUACAAAAUGAAGUCAGUUAAAGAGCAGUGUGAAGAGCAAGAGACCUCAUACCUAAGUCUGACUGAGCUCCUUGAGUCUAAAGAAGCAGACCUUCGUCAGGAGAUCCAGGACCUAAAGGACCUUGUUUCAGCAGGCAACCCGAAAGGAUUAGAAUCUCCAGACCUUCAGGCUGAGAUACAAAACCUGAAGAAUGCACACCAAAGCUUGACUAGUGCUUUUAAUCAAACUAAAAUACAACACAAAGCUCUGGAGGAAGCCCUGGAAACAAGGGUUAGCUUAGCAGAAAGGAGUGUGGAAGUACACUGCAACCACCUGGAGGAAAAGUUGAGGAAACAGCAGGCAAAGGAAUUGGAGGCACAGAGCAAAUCACUAGAAACCAAGAUCAGUGCAGCACUACACGUUCUGGGAGGCACACAACAACAGAUCAUACCAGUCAAUAGCCAUUACAUGGUAGAAAAAGAGCCUCAGAAUCUGAAGGAUGAGAUGGGACCUCUCGUGCAGCAGGUUAAACAUUUGGAGAACUCAGUCCAGAUUCUCAAUGAGUCAAUCAGCCAUCAAAGUCAUACAGAUGGUCUCUAUGACAGACUAAACAAACUUGAAGAAGCUUGUGGGAAAUGCCAAGAAUCGGUCAACAGAUUAGAGACAAUGUUGUCUGGAAUGAAUGGACGGAUGACCAAUAUAGAAGGUGUUUGUGACAAGUUGGAGCCAAUGUCAGACAGUCUAAGCAGAAUUAAGGACGGACUUAACAAACAUGUCAGUGGCCUUUGGAACUGUGUCAAACAGCUCAACAAAACUGUUCUCACCCACACUUCAGAUAUCAACACACUGAGAAGAGAUACACUCUCCAGUAUGGGCAAGGAGUAUGGUACCCCCAUCAUGCAACAGUUCACAGGUCCAGGUGCUAGUGGAGGUAUGGAGGACGUGAGUGCUCACAUGGAGAAAGCUCAUCCUGUUUUAGAGACUGGAGAGGCAGGGCCACCUGGAACUAUGCUUUCAUCACCUACCCCUCAGGGCUCUAAUGGGAGUAUGACACCUGUUAAAGGCUAUGGUGUGGCUCCAGGCUAUCCUCCAAAGUCUGCCGUCUCUGUUACUGCUCAUUUUCUUCCAGGUUCCAGCAUUGUGAGUGCUCCAGUGUCAUUUUCGGCUGGGCUGACUCUUUUCCCAUUUUUUGAGAAGGCUAGCUUCAUCCCUUUUAACAAAGUGUUGGUGAAUGAUGGGAGUCACUAUGACCCGAAUACAGGUGUGUUCACUGUACCCGUUGACGCCCGGUACCUGCUGAGUGUUGUAAUAACGGCUCAGAAGGGAGAGCGAGUGGAAGCGGUGCUCUCAGUAGCCAAUAUCAGUAUUCAGAAGCUGGACACAUCUGGCUCAAGCAGUGUGGAUUCUGCAGGGUGUAUAUGUGGAGGCUCUGCCUCAGCCAGCCUGGUUCUCGAUCUCAAGAAAGGUCAGAAAGUGGGUGUUGUAAAGACUUCUGGAACUCUGGCUAGUCCGGCAUCCCAUGAGCUUCUUUCUACAUUCAGUGGAGUUCUGCUGUAUAGCCUGCCGACUAAAAGUUAACCUACAGCCAACUGAAAGCGUCACAGGAGUACACUUCACUUUUGGAGUACCACAGCAAUGCACAAGGUUUUGUUAAUUACACCAAAGCAUUAUAAUAAUCAUUUUAGCAUUGCGUACAUAAUGCUACACCUUACUUACAAUAAUUAUGAAUGUUUUUGCAAUUAAAUACUAUUGCAAC